AUGCUGUCCCUGCCGCCCGCCUUCUGCGCGGGGCGCGAGCAGGCCUCACCCGCGGAGCGCGGGACCUGCCCGGAGCCGGCGGAAGAUGGCGGGGGAAGGCGCCAGGCCGAGGCGACCCGAGAGGUGACGCGUCGCCCGCCGGCAGGGGAAGGGUCGCGGCCUCUCCCCUCCGCUGCGCGGCCAGUGGUAGGUCCUCACCGAGGGCGCGGAGUGACGCGGCGCGCGGGGCGGCCACCCUGGGACGCGGCGGCGGGCGGGGGAGCCUCGGCCCGCGAAGUUGUGGUGCGGCCGGCGGCGGAAGGAGUCCCAGGUGGGAGAGCGAGCGAGGCCGGGCCCCCCCACCUUGGGAGCGGGGGGGGGGGGGAGAGGGGGCCCGGGACGGAUGAGGCCGCCGCACCCGGAGGGUUGGGGAGCGCGAACACCAAGCGUGGAGGAAAAAGCCUGCAGCAGAUCCGUGUUAAGGACAACUGCCAUCAGAUUCUAAUCCUGAUGUCAUUCUUGUUAGUAUAUCUUGUUUGUCGGUUGCAUUCUGCGUUGGAAUUAAGGUCACAGUAUUUUGUGCUUUGGGGGUUCAUAAUGCAUUACGGGCAGUGUGGCACGUGUAAACUAGUGAGAUCUGCCAGUUCUAGAAGAAAAAUGACUGAAGCUAUUAGGAAAGGAAGAAGAACCACCCUUGACAUUGAGAAGCUGGCCCGGGGCUCACAGCUGGACCGUGUGACUCUGCCAGGAGACAAAAACAAUUUCCCAGAAUACCAGCCUCACACAAGCCUGCCCUGAAACCAGAAGAAAAUGAGACAAAGCCAGACCACUUCAUGGUUUUGGCCAAGCACAGACAAAAACAGGUCACUGUGCCACCCACAAAAUGCCACACACCUCCCCUCUCUUAGACCAAAUGAGUGACUGCUACUUCUUUACCAUGUACAGCUUUAUCCUCAUUCCAGUUUUCCCUUCCUGUAGAUGAGAUUCAAUUAAGACCCUCAAUCACAGAAUUGCCCCACUUUCCAACAGCACCCAAUCUGGAGGCCAUGUCUGCUUCCUUAGGCUCUCCCCCGGGUCACAUAACUGAAGCUUCCUUCUAACACUGUCUUACUAAGACCCAUGAUUUCCCAUAGCGUGUAUUCACCCUCCCUGCAACAAGUGACAAGUUGAACUUGUUCAACUACAGGUAUGUUUCUAGUAGACUUUGGCUGAAGCUUAUUGGCACUAUGCUUACACAUUCCAGUCUGGGUGUGCAUAGAGUUAUAAACAUCAUAUAUAUUUACAUAAAAUCAAGGUAGCAAGAAAUCUCAGGCAACUCAAACUCCAAAAUAUACUUUUGUGCCUGAACUAUCUGUAAAGAUAGGCUACCGUGAUCACAUGAAUCAGAUAAUUAGAUAAUUACAUAGUUUGCUGCAUGACAGAUGAAGCAAUUAUCAUACACUUCAGAAAAUUUUAAUAACUUGAUGUCUUCAUUACUCAUUUAAUUUACUUUCAUAUAAUACUAAUAUUUCAACAGUACAAUGCUUUUGAGAUGUGUGUUUUUAAGCCAUGAAUCACCUAGCAAGUCAAUAAAUUGAGAAAUGUUUCAAAUAUCGGCUACUUUUCAUUUAAAUAUUUAUGUUCAAAAGCAGGAUACAAACUUGUACAGAAAGUAUGGUCACAACUAAGAAGAAUAACAGAAAUAAAAGAC
Lynx canadensis (Canada lynx) is the source of this 1669-nucleotide messenger RNA. RefSeq lists its product as uncharacterized. The record is from RefSeq and is a predicted model, not a curated record. The coding region runs from base 1 to 777 and encodes 258 amino acids. The transcript has 3 exons. NCBI's taxonomy places the organism in Eukaryota, Metazoa, Chordata, Mammalia, Carnivora, Felidae.